AUGCGCAUUUUCGAGAUCCGGAAAAAUCGCCGUCAGCUGCGCCCAUACUUACCCCGCUCCCGGGGUGGGAGGCGGGAUGCCGAAGCCACCUGGAUCACCGGGCCCACCCCACCGUUUGUGAAAUGUGGCUAUGCAGGCUCAAAUUUUCCGGAGCACAUUUUUCCAGCUUUGGUUGGAAGACCUAUUAUAAGAUCUACUGCUAAAGUGGGAAACAUUGAAAUCAAGGAUCUCAUGGUUGGUGAUGAAGCAAGUGAAUUACGCUCAAUGCUGGAAGUGAAUUAUCCAAUGGAGAAUGGCAUAGUUCGGAACUGGGACGAUAUGAAGCACCUCUGGGAUUACACAUUUGGACCAGAAAAACUUAAUAUUGACACAAAAAAUUGUAAAAUACUACUCACAGAACCUCCCAUGAAUCCAACUAAAAAUAGGGAGAAGAUUGUGGAGGUUAUGUUUGAGACAUACCAGUUUUCUGGGGUGUAUGUAGCCAUUCAGGCUGUUCUGACUUUGUAUGCUCAAGGUUUGUUGACUGGUGUUGUUGUGGACUCUGGAGAUGGUGUAACUCAUAUUUGCCCAGUUUAUGAAGGUUUCUCUCUCCCUCAUCUCACCAGACGGUUAGAUAUCGCUGGGAGGGAUAUCACUAGGUACCUCAUUAAGCUCCUCUUACUGCGAGGGUAUGCUUUCAACCAUUCUGCUGAUUUUGAGACUGUUCGCAUGAUCAAGGAAAAGCUAUGUUAUGUGGGAUACAACAUUGAACAGGAGCAGAAGCUGGCAUUAGAGACCACAGUACUAGUUGAAUCCUACACGCUCCCAGAUGGCAGGAUUAUCAAAGUCGGUGGAGAACGGUUUGAGGCACCAGAGGCUCUCUUCCAGCCUCACUUAAUCAAUGUAGAGGGGGUUGGUGUGGCUGAAUUGCUGUUUAACACCAUCCAGGCCGCUGACAUUGAUACUAGGUCUGAAUUCUACAAGCACAUUGUGCUGUCUGGAGGGUCCACCAUGUACCCCGGGCUGCCUUCGCGACUGGAGCGGGAACUUAAACAGCUCUACCUGGAACGAGUUCUGAAAGGAGAUGUGGAAAAACUCUCGAAAUUUAAGAUCCGAAUUGAAGAUCCACCUCGUCGAAAGCACAUGGUGUUUUUGGGUGGUGCGGUUCUAGCAGACAUCAUGAAAGACAAAGACAACUUCUGGAUGACCCGACAAGAAUACCAAGAAAAGGGAGUACGUGUGCUGGAGAAGCUUGGUGUGACUGUUCGAUAAAUCCCAAAGCUUGUUCCCAUCACAUGUCUAAAGCUUUUUUUCUUUCAUUGCCAAUCUCUGAACUCACUCAGCUACAUGCUAUGGAAAGGCCUGUCUGUGGCCUUUUGACCCAAAGGUCAGGUUUUGUUCUGGUUUCUUGGGGUAGCUUUUGUUAAAUGUUUCUUAAUGUGGCUAAAUUUGACUAUUAAAUUUGACCACUUCCCUGCAAACAAAACAGAGCAAGAGCAGCCUGUCUACUUCAUUAUUCCUUCCCAGUAGGCAAUUGGGUAAUUCUGGUAGGCUUUUUCUUCUGGGUUUAUUGCUGUAGUACUGCUAGCUUUUGUCUCUAGUUCACAAGGAAUUGUGUGCCUUUUUUAGCAUAAGAAAACCUUUAUACAGGAGUUUUUGCUAUUGGAUCAUUGUGGUGGUUACCUUUGCAUCUUUUUGCCUCUCUCUACAGUAAGAUUAUUUUUUUUCUCUCCUGCAAUUAGGAAUUUUGAUUAAACAUUGUUAGAACCUAGUUUAACUAGCUGGAAUGGCUUUAAUACACUGUUUCGAUGUAAUGUGGUUCCAUAUGCACUGCUGCCUAAACUGGCUUCUGAGGUGGUUUAUCCUUAAAGGUGGUGGUGGGGCUUUCAUACUGUAUUUCUCUAAGUAGGCAUGUACACAGUUGCCACAAACGGAGAAACACCUGAUAUACUGGCAAAUGUAAAUUUGUGGCCUUAGGUGUCUUUUUCUGGAGGGAAGAGACAGGACACACAGGAGCUGUGUUGCUUUUCUGUUAAUGGACAGCUGGGGGUCAGUCUGACCAAAAAUGCCUCUUUUUAUAGCUAAAUUUUGGUACUGUGUUGUCUCAGCAUAGGAAGCAAGAAUGUUAAAUUAGCUGUUCUGUAGCUGUUGAGAACCUUAGAUAUGCUGAGACAGGAGCCUCUAAACUGGAGAGAUUUAAUACUUUCAGAAAUGCUUGUGGAAACUGUAACUAUAGAUAUUAAAACCCCCAGAACUGAGUUUUAAAAGUCUGAUGUUUUAAGUGCUUGGAUGUAUAUCGGAAGCACUUCCAUUAAACUUUACAAGUAUAUUAACCUAGUGCCAAGUAGUUCCUGCAAAUGAAUAUUUCAAUGACCAGUGUUUAUUGCAGCAAGCACAUAUUUAUAAACAACCACUGGCAAUAGGUUAUGAAGAAUGACCUAUAUUUGUUCCAGUUAAAAAUAACAUUGCAAUAUGAGAUGUCCUUGGUUGGUAAAUAUCCACAAUUCAUUUUGUCCAGUCCUGAUUUUUGAUACGUAACGUGGGAUGGGGAAAGAAGUGAAAACCCGUGAUGAAAGUGCUGUUUCCAGAAAGUACAUUAAAGCUGAGUUGUUCU
Molecule: messenger RNA, 2593 nt
Organism: Opisthocomus hoazin
Lineage: Eukaryota; Metazoa; Chordata; Aves; Opisthocomiformes; Opisthocomidae
Source: RefSeq, a predicted model, not a curated record